Molecule: messenger RNA, 1731 nt
Organism: Rhododendron vialii
Lineage: Eukaryota; Viridiplantae; Streptophyta; Magnoliopsida; Ericales; Ericaceae
Product: disease resistance protein RPM1-like
Exons: 4
Coding region: 1-1731 (576 amino acids)
Biological process (GO): defense response to other organism
Molecular function (GO): ADP binding
Source: RefSeq, a predicted model, not a curated record
AUGGACGAAUACACUAUUUGUGAGAUCAAGGAAAGGGCUGAGAGGUAUGGUUUUAGUUCCUUGGAACAUGGGUCAACUAGUAAAACAGAAGAGAAGCAGAGUGACGACCCUCGUGUUGCAUCUCUUUUCAUUGAGGAAGAUGAAGUUGUGGGCAUUGAGUCCACCCGGGAGGAACUGAUCCACAGGCUGAUAAUCGGAGAGUUAGACCGAACGAUCACUUCACUAGUAGGUAUGGGAGGAUGUGGCAAGACCACUCUUGCCAAGACAAUUUUUGACAACCAGAAAGUGUUUGAACACUUUGAUUGCCAAGCUUGGGUAUCAAUCUCCCAAUCAUACAAGAUGGAGGACAUCUUUAGAAAAACGAUAAAGCUGCUAUGUGAGACAAGGAAGGAGUGUACACCUGAGGGAAUCGACACGAUGGACCCAAAUUCUCUCAUUCAUAUUAUGAGAGAAUAUUUACUUAAGAAGAGGUAUCUAAUCGUGUUUGAUGACGUAUGGAGUGCAGGCUUUUGGAGAAUAGUAAAUAUUGCUUUACCGAAAAACAAAAAAGGAAGUCAAAUAAUUGUCACUACACGCAGUGAAGAUGUUGCUUCUUUUUGCAAGGAAUCCUCAUUGGAUCAUGUCUGUAAGCUGGCGCCCUUAGUUGAGGAGGAAGCUUGGAAGCUCUUUUGCAUGAAAACGUUUCAACGGGAGUUCAGUGGUAGCUGUCCUCCCGAGUGGGAGAAAGUAUCUCGUGCCAUUGUUAGAAAAUGUGAAGGAUUACCACUUGCUAUUGUGACGAUCGGUGCUCUGUUGUCCACUAAAAGUAAGGUUGUAUCCGAAUGGCAAAGAUUCUAUAAUAGCCUUGAAUCCGAGUUAGAAAGGAAUUCCCAUCUCACAAACAUCAGACAAAUUCUGAGAGUUUUAUCAAAGGACAGAAAGGAAAAACGCUGGAAGAAUGUGGCAGAAGAACACUUGAUUGAGCUCGUUCAUAGAAACUUGGUUCAAGUUUCGAACACAAAACUGGAUGGUAGAAUUAAAAGAUUUCAGGUCCAUGAUGUAGUCCGCGAGAUCAUCCUUGCAAAGUGUGAGGAUUUGAGUUUUUGCCAAGUUUUGGGAGAAGCAGAUCCAAGUUGGAACAAUGAAACUCGAAGAUGGUCAAUGCAUAUGCGAAACAUAACGAAUAAGGAUUUGGAAACCAUUAGUAGUACCAAAUCCAGAAUCCGUUCUGUUUUUCUUUUCUCGAUGGGGGAGAUUCCAAAGGAGCUGUUAUUGGGUACUCUAGCUGGGAAUUUCAAACUUUUGAGAGUACUUGAUUUUGAGGAUGCUCCUCUUGAUCAACUUCAUGAAGACGUGGGCAAUCUUCUUCAUUUGCGAUACUUAAGUGUCAAGGGGACAAAAGUGAAGAUAAUUGCGAAGUCCGUUGGAAAUGUACACAACCUACAAACAUUGAACUUGAAAGACUCGCAGGUGUCUGUGCUACAAAUUGGGAUCUUAAGCAGACUCCGUAUGAUGGAGAACAACUGUAUUUCGACGUUGGAGGGUUUCAGAAGCUUACACCUCCAAAUCCUACAUGGUUUGAAUUCGCUUAUAAUAGAGGAUGGAGGAUUGCCCGUUCUUAACCAGCUUCGGAUCGGACAUUGCCUACAACUGAAGGAGGUACCCUCCGGCAUCCACAACCUCAGGGAACUCAAAUUACUUUUUAUUGCUUCUAUGCCAAUAGAGUUCUACGACAGAAUGGGACCAGACUAA